AAUAAUAUUCCAUCGAACAAAUCCAUCGACAAUUACGGGAUCUCACUCUCUCAGAAGUCAGACCUGCUCACAUCAAUUUGUCACCAUCUCCCGACCCCAAUACGGCGUCGUCCGGGAUACCGUCCGCUCAGUAGAGGUAGAUGGGGUUGUUUAAGAGGAUUGCGGGGUUACCAGGGUUUGCCAAGGACGACGGACUCGAAGGCAAAGACAACGAUGAGGAAGAAGACAACGAUGACCACGCCCAGAACCGGGACCACUUCCAAGAAACUGGGCAUCCCCUCAAAGGCUUUAGCGUUCCCGUCCAGGUCACCGUUGACCGUAAUCUGCCCGGCCCCGUCCUCGUUCCUUGUCGUUCCGGCGACGGCGGUGUCCAGGGUCUAAGAUGGCAUGCAAAGCGACUCAGAAUAGACGAAGAUGGAGAUGUAGCAGACGAGUUCCUUGAUAAGGUCUUCCCAGGGAUGUCAAUCGGUACAGAAAAUAAUAGGGCGUUACCAAGGUUUGAAGUGAAACACAAUACGAAGCCAGCUAAAGUGAAGACUCAAGCCUUGCAUGAUGGGAAUAUCUGACAGCACGUGGAAUACCAGGAUAGAUCGCAGUGGAGAUGAAGACUCCUAUAACAGGUCAUCAAGUCUGGGGGUUUUCGAUUAAUUUUCGUGGUCUGUUAACUUUUUCAGUGAAUUUGUCAACCGUGUUCUGGUGCAGUUAAGAAAUGUGGAAGACUACAUCCCAUUGUAUUAAAUACCUAAGGUUUAUGGUAUGAAAGUUGUAUCCUUGAAAGGUUUUGGGUUGUACUGUUGGUUGGAAACAAAGUAUCUUGGACCUGUGUUUGUGGAUUUGCAUGUAGGAGUCGAAUGUAUACAUUUAUAAUUCAGUAAUAUACGCAGGUAGUGGAAAUGCUAAUUCUGUGUUCCUUUG
This is a messenger RNA of Malus domestica (apple), 915 nucleotides long. RefSeq lists its product as uncharacterized. NCBI's taxonomy places the organism in Eukaryota, Viridiplantae, Streptophyta, Magnoliopsida, Rosales, Rosaceae. The record is from RefSeq and is a predicted model, not a curated record.